ACGCCCCAACUUCAUUUCGCCUUUUCGUAUACUUCAGUGCCUUUUGUAGUUCAAUUUAGCUUCGAACUUGAAUAUUCUGUAAUUGGAAAAAGCUCUAAUAAUCUGAGUGAGAGAGAGAGUAUGGCGAUAAUGGAGGAAGAUUCGCCGAAACGGCGUCGUGUUGGGCUGGUAUACGACGACAGAAUGUGCAAACAUGCAGACCCAGAUGAUGACGACCACGAUGAAAAACCCAAUCGCAUUCGCGCCAUUUGGGACAAGCUCAACGCCUCUGGCCUUGCUCAACGGACUGCAUGUAUUGUUUUAAAGGCUAAGGAAGCAAAGGAUAAUCAUUUAGCUCUGGUCCACUCCGCAAAGCACAUUCAAUUGAUUAAGAACAUUAGUUCGAGAAAGAAUUCAACAAUGAAGAGAACUGCCGAAAGAUUUGACUCUAUUUAUUUCAACGAAGGCUCGUCAGAAGCUUCUUCUCUUGCCGCAGGCUCUGUCAUACAGGCUGCAGAAAAAGUUGCUAAAGGAGAACUCGAUUCUGCAUUUGCUAUUGUAAGGCCUCCAGGUCAUCAUGCUGAAGAAGCUGAACCGAUGGGUUUUUGCCUGUACAACAAUAUUGCUAUUGCAGCUAGUUUUCUUUUGAACAGAAGACCAAAGUUGGGUGUCGGCAAAAUAUUGAUUGUGGAUUGGGAUGUACAUCAUGGAAAUGGUACUCAGAAGAUGUUCUACGAAGAUCCCCGAGUACUUACCUUCUCCGUACAUAGGCAUGAUUCUGGGGAAUUCUAUCCAUAUGGUAAUGACGGGUCGUAUAGCAUGAUCGGAGAAGGGGCAGGUGCUGGAUACAAUAUCAAUGUACCUUGGGAAAAUGAUUCGUGCGGAGAUGCUGAUUAUUUUGCCGUGUGGGACCAUAUAUUAAUUCCCGUUGCUAAGAAAUUCAAUCCUGACAUGAUAAUGGUCGCGGCAGGAUUUGACGCAGCCUUAGGCGAUCCUCUUGGAGGCUGUUGUCUUAGUCCGUACGCAUAUUCAGUUAUGCUCCGCAAGUUGAUGGAUAUUUCGAGGGGUAAGAAGAUUGUUUUGGCACUCGAAGGAGGAUAUGAUCCCGUUUCGUUAGCAAAUUCAACUCAAGCUUGUGUCGAAGUAUUACUACAAGACAAGCCUCGUACUAGGUCCUCGGUGGAUCUUCCACUUAAAUCCACAGCACUUGUGAUACGAACAGUACGUCAAGCGUUAAGCAGAUAUUGGCCGGUUCUUGCUUCUGAGUUGACGGACGAAGUAAUCAAUAGCAGUCGCAGACCAUCAUCACAAACUGAGGAUGUAGCGGAUACCUCCACCGCUUGUGUGAAACUGAAUUCAAAAGUUGAACAAGUUCGUAGUGCUGAGAGAAAAAAUGACAAAAAAAGGAACGUAGCAGGUGAGCUCGUGCUUAAGUUCAUGAAAGAGCAAUGCUUGGCCGUCAAACACGGAGAAAAAAACACCUCCUCAUUCGCGGGACCCACAGGGACCAAGCUCCAGCCCCCCAAGGCUCCUGUAGCUGACCCCCAAAAGGGUGGAAGCCCCCCCAAGCGUCCUCGAUGUUCGAGCAAAGAUCCCAAAAAGAUUCUCCAAUGCAUGAGGGAAUCUGCCUUCCAACGAGAUAAAGAAAUCGUUUCAGAGAUGUCACCCGAGGAGCACUGUGCUCAGAUCGCUUAUCACACCGCAAAGCUUUCCGCAAUGGCCACCGCACGCCGUUCCGAUCGAACUCGCGCGCUCGAGGAGGAGCGGCGAAAAGCUGUGGAGGAGGUGGAAUCAUUCAAGGCCAAAUGCUCGUCGCUGGAAGAUGAGGUGGCACGAACUAAGGAAGAGUUGGCAAAAUCCGUCAAGAAAAACGAGAGCGUUCGGGCCAAGAGCUACAACAAAGGGUUCAGUGACCUUGUGCGCUCCACCGAAUUCCGGCAUGUGAUGGAGCUGUACGCUGAGGCCCUUAUGAAUGCAUAUCGCAACUCGACGUUGUUUCUGAGCAAGCUGGCUGAAGUGGCGCGGUUCAACUAUUUAGAAGCCUUUGGCCUCUGUCAGGAGAAGAUUCGCAAGGCUGGUUCGGAUUUAGUGCUGGAUCCGAUAGCGUGCAUGGACAAGCUUACGGUGGAAGAUUUGCCAGCUCAUGACUGGAACGGCAACCCGGACGAGCCGGUGGAUUAUCCGUGGUGGGACGGGAUUUACGAGAAAGUUGUCGAUGAUUAUUUCAAAGAGAAGAAGGCAAGUGGUUCCUAGGAGUAGUAGUUCAAAUGUAAAUGAAAUGAUUUGUCAUAUAUGAUAAAAGACUAUACUAUAUGGCAUUGUUUUGUAAACUUCACUUUUGACGUCUGACUAUUAAUUUAUUAAUUAUGAUAAUAUAUUAGGU
Molecule: messenger RNA, 2362 nt
Organism: Erythranthe guttata (spotted monkey flower)
Lineage: Eukaryota; Viridiplantae; Streptophyta; Magnoliopsida; Lamiales; Phrymaceae
Source: RefSeq, a predicted model, not a curated record